GAGUUGAGGAGCCAACCGCGACUUAAUCUUAGAAAAAUUCAUGUUCAUUAAUGUCAAGUUAAAUUCAAACUUUACUUUUUCCAGAAAGUAUGCAUAGAUUUGCCCCCUUUUAUGAGUAAAACACAUUAAAUUCUCAAUUUCCCUGAAGGAGAAGAAUAUCAUAAAGAAUGGAGGGCAUACAUGGGUGGCAAGUGAUUUCUGUAUUUGGAAUUCUGUUUUGGAUUUUGAUUUCUUCAUUCUUAAAAUUGACUCAGAAGAUUCGAUCCAUAACCCAACCAUGGGUUACUCAACAAGUCAUCAAUGAAACUCCAUUCAUUCUUCAGAUCCAGGGUGCCCAACAUGGUUUCUUGGAUGCUUUAUUCUCUACUCUGUCUUGUGUUGUUUCUGUGCCGUUUUACACUGCUUUUCUUCCUCUUCUUUUCUGGAGUGGACAUGGUAAAUUGGGUAGACAGAUGACCUUAUUGAUGGCUAUAUGUGAUUAUAUAGGUAACGUAAUCAAGGAUUUGGUAUCAGCUCCAAGACCAAGUUGUCCACCUAUUAGGAGAGUAACGGCUACAGAAGAUGAGAAAGAAAAUGCAUUGGAAUAUGGAUUUUCUUCUUCCCACACUCUUAACACAGUCUGCUUAUCAGGAUACUUGGUUCACUAUGUUUUGGACUACAUCAAUUACACAGAUGGUUUCUUAAUAUUGAUUGGAGUUGCAAUUGCUUGCUUAUUUGUGGGGCUUAUUGGCUUCGGAAGGAUUUACCUUGGUAUGCACAGCCCCGUUGAUGUCAUCGGUGGACUCAUUAUCGGUCUAGUAAUCCUAAGAAUUUGGCUGAUGGUUCAUCAUCAUGUUGAUCAAUUUAUAGUCUCGGGACAUAAUGUCACUUCCUACUGGGCCACCCUUAGUCUCUUACUGUUAUUCGCGUAUCCAACUCCAGAGUUUCCAACUCCAAGCUUUGAAUACCAUACAGCCUUUAAUGGUGUUGCAUUGGGAAUUGUAAGUGGAGUCCAGCAAACUUACCUUCAAUUUCACCAUGAAAAUGUUCCACGCCUCUUCACCCCACAAUUAACCCUUGGGCUUUACAUGAGAAGGAUGGCCAUCGGCAUUCCUACAAUACUAGUUGUUAAAUUAUGUAGCAAGAAUUUAUCUAAAUGGGUACUCCCGGUAGUAUGCAACACUCUGGGAAUCCCAAUAAGAUCAUCUUCUUACAUCCCAGCAAUAACUGUGAAGACUGCAGAUAAAAAAAAUGACACAAAGAGACAGCCUGGUUAUCUCAAUAAGGUCUUGCUAUUUCCUCAAGACUCAUAUGAUGUUGACACAGGUAUAAGGUUCCUUCAAUAUGCAGGAUUGGCGUGGUCAGUCGUCGAUUUAGUUCCAUCUUUAUUUCCUCACCUUGGGUGUUAAGAAGUGGUGACAAGUUUAUAACAUGACCAACCAACAUUGAGUGGGUCUAAGAGGUCAGAUCUAAUUCAUCGUGUAUUUAUUGUUAAAUUCCUUUCUUCUCUCUGUAGGUAGUUAAUAUGUAUAUCAUACUUGGUUCUUUUUUCUUCUUUUUACCAGGGGAUGCGUUUAUGUACCCCUUCAAGAACAAAUUAUAAUACUUGUUCUGAUUUUAAUGUUUUGAUCUAGUUUUGAGCUGGUUCAAUCCUCCUUGCAUAGAUGCACAAUA
Molecule: messenger RNA, 1653 nt
Organism: Papaver somniferum (opium poppy)
Lineage: Eukaryota; Viridiplantae; Streptophyta; Magnoliopsida; Ranunculales; Papaveraceae
Product: lipid phosphate phosphatase delta-like
Exons: 8
Coding region: 168-1388 (406 amino acids)
Cellular component (GO): endoplasmic reticulum membrane
Molecular function (GO): sphingosine-1-phosphate phosphatase activity
Source: RefSeq, a predicted model, not a curated record